AGAGAGAGAGAGAGAGAGAGACUCCCAUCUCCCUCCUCACUCGGUGCUCGAGCUCUGCUGCUGCCCUGCUUCACCAUCUCUACAGGGAAGAGGAGCGAGGAGAGAGGAGCGAGGAGAGCGCACCACGGCUGGAAGACAUACCUUCACAUCCACUCUCUCUCCCACAUUCCUGAUCCUUUUUUUUUUUUUUUUUUUGUGCUUUCUGCUCCCUCUCCCUUCCUCUUUGUCCCCCUCUCUGUGCUGGAGCUGAGGAAAAAAAGGGAGAAAGAAGGGAGAAGGGGAGGAAGGAGGAGAGAUGAUCCACAGCGGAGCGGAGCGCAGCGCCUUUCGCCUCGCUGACUGACUGACUGGCUGACUGACCGGCUGCCCGGCUGACUGACUGGCUGACCGUCCUGCUGCUGCUGCGCGUCUUGUUGCUCCGCUUCCUUCUCCGCAUCGCGCCUCCUCUGCGAUGGGAAGCACUGAUCCGCACGCCAGCAGCUUCUUCGCACCUGGGCUUUUCUAGAAAGGAUGUGCUCAUCAAGCAUGUGGGAGAAAUAGCCAUAGCGUCCGGGAGUGUAAGGCCAAAUGACAUAGGAUGAAGGCUAUUCGUAAUCUGUUGAUUUAUAUAUUUUCCACCUAUCUCCUGGUUAUGUUUGGAUAUACCGGUGCCCAAGAUUUCUGGUGUUCCACGCUGGUCAAGGGAGUUAUUUACGGAUCUUACUCUGUGAAUGAGAUGUUUCCCAAGAACUUCACAAACUGCACUUGGACGUUGGAGAACCCAGACCCGACCAAAUACAGCAUCUACCUGAAACUGUACAAGCGCGACCUAAGCUGCUCCCAGUUCUCGCUCUUGGUUUACCAGUUCGAUCACUUCUCCCACGAGAAGAUCAAUGAGCUGCUCAAGAACAACGAGUCCAUCGUGUACCUGUGCGAGGCCCCCAACGUCUACGUGUUCCUACACUACGACAAAAACUUCGUCCAGCUCCGACGGGUGUUCCCCUACGAAGACAACGGAUUGGUCGCCAAGAAGGCCGCUGAGGAGGAGGAGAAGUCCGUGGUGGAGUUUGUGGUGCUGAACAAGGCGAGCCCGAGUCAGUUUGGAUGUCAGGUGCUAUGUACGUGGCUGGAGAACUGCCUGAAGGGAGAGAAAGGGACGGUGGAAUCGUGUGGAGUUGUGUACUCGAAAUGCACUUGCCCGCAGCACUUGGGUGACGGGGAAUCGGAGAGCGUGUUAAUGCUCAACAAUGUGGUGUUGCCUUUAAACCCCCAAACGGAAGGGUGCCUGACGCCGCAGCUGCGCGCCGCGCAUGCGUGCAACCUGAGCGCCGAGGUCAAGCGGCCAUCCAAGGAGGAAUUUGGAAUGAUCGGAGAGCAUACUGUAAAAAGCCAACGGCCAAGAUCAGUUCAUGACACAAAGGGCCAACAGGAGCGAGAUGAGUCUGCUAAAUUUAUGGCACAAACUGGUGACCCAGGUGCUGAGGAGUGGUCCCAGUGGAGCUCUUGCUCAGUUACAUGCGGUCAAGGGUCGCAGGUGCGAACAAGAACAUGUGUCUCACCUUACGGAACACACUGCAGCGGCCCUUUAAGAGAAUCAAGGGUUUGCAAUAACACUGCCCCCUGUCCAGUGCACGGUGUGUGGGAGGAGUGGUCUCCUUGGAGUUUGUGCUCCUUUACCUGUGGCCGCGGUCACCGCACCCGCACCCGGGUGUGUACCCCUCCACAACACGGCGGCAGAGCCUGCGACGGCCCAGAGACGCAGAGCAAACUCUGCAACAUUGCCCUCUGUCCAGUGGACGGUCAGUGGCAGGAGUGGAGUGCGUGGAGUGACUGCUCGGUGACCUGCGCUAACGGGACGCAACAGAGGAAGCGGCAGUGCUCGGCCGCUGCUCACGGAGGCUCGGAGUGCCGUGGUCACUGGGCCGAGAGCCGCGAGUGCCAUAACCCCGAGUGCACAGCAAACGGCCAGUGGAACCCGUGGGGGCCGUGGAGCGGCUGCUCGAAGUCGUGCGACGGCGGCUGGCAGCGGCGGGUGCGGGUGUGCCAAGGGCUGGCCGUCACGGGGCAGCAGUGCGAAGGCAACGGCGAGGAGGUCCGCAAGUGCAGCGAGCAGCGUUGCCCAGCUCCAUAUGAGAUUUGUCCUGAGGACUAUGCAGUUUCCAUGCUGUGGAGGAGAACGCCAUCCGGAGAACUGGCCUUCAAUAGGUGCCCACCCAAUGCCACAGGCACCACUAGUCGACGCUGCUCGCUGGAUCACCGCGGGGUAGCCUACUGGGAGCAGCCCAGCUAUGCCCGAUGCAUCGCAAAUGAAUACAGAUACUUACAGCAAUCAGUCCAGGGACACCUUGCUAAGGGUCAGAGGAAUCUGGCAGGAGAUGGAAUGUCCCAGGUGACCAAAGUGCUGCUGGACCUCACCCAGAGACGCAACUUCUACGCUGGAGACCUGCUGUCCUCUGUGGAGAUCUUACGGAACGUCACCGACACCUUUAAAAGGGCCAGCUACGAACCGUCCUCUGACGACGUCCAGAACUUCUUCCAGAUCAUCAGUAAUCUGCUGGAGGAAGAGAACCGAGAGAAAUGGGAGGACGCCCAGCAGAUCUACCCAGGCUCAGUGGAGCUGAUGCAGGUUAUUGAGGAGUUCAUCCACAUAGUCGGCCUGGGCAUGAAGGAUUUCCACAACGCCUACCUGAUGACGGGAAACCUGGUGGCCAGCAUCCAGAGGCUCCCUGCAGUGUCCGUGAUGACCGAUAUCAACUUCCCCAUGAAGGGACGGAAGGGCAUGGUGGACUGGGCCAGAAACUCUGAGGACAAAGUAGUCGUACCGAAAGGCAUUUUCCUCCCCCAGACCGCAGAUAUGGACGGGUCUCCGGUGUUCAUUCUCGGGACGGUCCUCUACAAGACACUCGGACUUAUGCUGCCCGCCCCGAGGAACAACACGGCUGUGAACUCCAAAGUGAUUGCAGUGACGGUGAGACCAGAGCCCAGAGUGACAGAAGCCCAGCUGGAGAUAGAGCUGGCUCACCUCGCCAACGGGACGAUGAACCCAUUUUGUGUACUCUGGGACAGCUCCAUCAUGAACGAUUCCUGGGGAACCUGGUCCUCCAAAGGAUGCAAAACCGUGCUCACCGAUGCAUCCCACACAAAAUGCUUAUGUGAUCGCGUGUCUACCUUCGCCAUUUUGGCUCAACAGCCUAGAGAAAUAACCAUGGAGUACUCAGGGGUUCCAUCUGUGACGCUGAUCGUGGGCUGCGGCCUGUCUUGCCUGGCCUUGAUCACCCUGGCUGUGGUGUAUGCUAUACUAUGGAGGUACAUAAGGUCCGAGAGAUCGAUCAUUCUGAUCAACUUCUGCCUCUCUAUCAUCUGCUCCAACAUCCUGAUCCUGGUGGGACAGACACAGACCCAUAAUACGGGCGUCUGCACGAUGACGACAGCUUUUCUGCACUUUUUCUUCCUGGCUUCGUUCUGCUGGGUCCUGACUGAGGCUUGGCAGUCCUACAUGGCCGUGACAGGGAAGGUGCGGACCAGGCUCAUCCGCAAGCGCUUCCUCUGUCUGGGAUGGGGAUUGCCUGCCUUGGUGGUUGCCAUCUCUAUGGGCUUCACGAAAGCCAAAGGCUACGGGACGCCCCAAUACUGUUGGCUGUCUCUGGAGGGAGGACUGCUAUAUGCCUUCGUUGGACCUGCUGCUGCAGUCGUGCUCGUUAACAUGGUGAUUGGCAUUCUGGUGUUCAAUAAGCUGGUUUCCAGAGACGGCAUCCUGGACAAGAAGCUGAAGCAUCGAGCCGGGCAGAUGAGCGAGCCGCACACGGGAUUAACUUUAAAAUGUGCCAAAUGUGGAGUUGUCUCUACAACUGCUUUAUCAGCGACCACAGCCAGCAACGCCAUGGCUUCCCUCUGGAGUUCCUGCGUGGUUCUGCCGCUCCUGGCGCUCACCUGGAUGUCGGCUGUUCUGGCCAUGACGGACAAGCGCUCCAUCCUGUUCCAGAUCCUAUUCGCCGUCUUUGAUUCCCUUCAAGGCUUCGUCAUAGUCAUGGUGCACUGUAUCCUCCGCAGAGAGGUCCAAGAUGCCUUCAGAUGUCGACUGCGAAACUGUCAAGACCCCAUCAGUGCUGAUGCAACUGGCACCUUCCCCAACGGCCAUGCCCAGAUUAUGACGGACUUUGAAAAAGACGUGGACAUCGCCUGUCGAUCAGCUCUUCACAAAGACAUUGGAUCGUGUCGUGCCGCCACCAUCACCGGCACGCUAUCCCGCAUCUCCCUCAACGAUGAAGAGGAGGAGAAAGGUCCAGAGGGCCUCAACUACUCCACGUUGCCUGGCAACAUCAUCUCCAAGGUGAUCAUCCAGCAGCCCUCGGGUCUGCACAUGCCCAAGGAGCUAAGUGAGCAGUGCCUGGGCGACGCAACCGGCGACAUGCGCCGCACCGUCUACCUGUGCACGGACGACACCAUGCGGCAGAGCGAACAGGAGCUGACCGGCCACUCGCAGCAGGGCCCCAUGGAGACGGACUACAUUGUCAUGCCUCGCGCCUCGGCUUCCGCAGCCGCGGCAUCGGGGAUCGGAGGCUCCGGCGGCGUGCCCACUCUGCUGAAGGAGGACAGCAAGAUGAACAUCACCAUGGACACCCUGCCUCACGAAAGGCUGAUGCACUACAAAGUCAGCCCCGAGUUCAACAUCAGCCCGUCGGGGAUGGAGCACAUGGGCAUGGGCAUGGGUAUGGGCAUGGGCAUGGAGCAGCAGUUCCAAGGCGGAGCUCCAGAACACAUGCAGAACCUGCCUUUCGAACCCCGCACAGCCGUUAAGAACUUCCUGGCCGAGAUGGAGGAGAGCGGAGGACUGUCCCGCAGCGAGACCGGCUCCACUACCUCCAUGAGCUCUUUAGAGAGAAGAAAGUCCCGGUACCAGGACCUCGACUUUGAGGACAAGGCGAUGCCCAACAAGAACCCCUGGGAGAGCUACAAUCCGGCCUGUGAGUACCAGAACUACGCCACAAUGAAUGUACUGGAGUCAGACACUAAGGACUCUCUGGAGAUGACUCCUGCUGAGUGGGAAAAGUGUGUCAACCUCCCGUUAGACGUCCAGGAGGGAGACUUCCAGACGGAGGUCUAAAUCGGAGCGAGGAAAGGAGGAGGAGCGCGAACCGGGAUGCAAACGAAGGAGGACGUAUUUUGCACUGAACAAAAAAUAAAUAAAUAAAGUGGAAAACUUUUCAUGCAGCCUUGGCGAGACAUAUCUGGAUCCUAGGAGUAUGGCAGGGACGUUAUGUGCCAAUAAGAUUAAAAAAACAAAAAAAAAAACAAACAAAAAAAAACAAAAAAGCAGGACAGAAGGAG
Messenger RNA from Pygocentrus nattereri (red-bellied piranha), 5307 nucleotides. RefSeq names its product adhesion G protein-coupled receptor B3 (gene adgrb3). The coding region runs from base 578 to 5083 and encodes 1501 amino acids. NCBI's taxonomy places the organism in Eukaryota, Metazoa, Chordata, Actinopteri, Characiformes, Serrasalmidae. The transcript has 30 exons. Gene Ontology annotation, molecular function: G protein-coupled receptor activity. Gene Ontology annotation, cellular component: synaptic cleft; plasma membrane; postsynapse. Gene Ontology annotation, biological process: cell surface receptor signaling pathway; negative regulation of angiogenesis; neuron remodeling. The record is from RefSeq and is a predicted model, not a curated record.